UCCCCCCGCGGCGGCUGCUCCUCCUCGGCGCCGCCAGCCCCAGCGCCGCUCCCGGGCGGGCGGGCGGGCGGCGGCGGGACCCGCGGAGCCGCUUUGUGUGCAGCCCGACGAGGGGCGGCGGCGCAACCACCUGACAGAGGCCCGGGCGCUCGAUGCACCUUCCGCCCGCAUGAGGAGGAGAGGCCGGUAGAGGACUGUGAAAGAAAAGUUGUCCCCCAGGAUGGACUUCACCGCGCAGCCCAAGCCUGCCACUGCCCUCUGUGGCGUCGUGAGUGCGGACGGGAAGAUCGCUUACCCUCCGGGGGUUAAGGAGAUCACCGACAAGAUCACCACCGACGAAAUGAUCAAACGACUGAAGAUGGUAGUAAAAACAUUUAUGGAUAUGGAUCAGGACUCAGAAGAUGAAAAACAGCAGUAUCUGCCACUGGCCUUGCAUCUUGCUUCUGAAUUCUUCCUCAGGAACCCCAAUAAAGAUGUGCGUCUCCUUGUAGCAUGUUGUUUGGCUGACAUCUUUCGAAUCUAUGCCCCAGAAGCUCCAUAUACGUCUCACGAUAAACUUAAGGACAUAUUUUUGUUUAUUACCAGACAAUUAAAAGGUUUGGAGGAUACAAAGAGUCCGCAGUUUAAUAGAUACUUUUAUUUAUUAGAGAAUCUAGCUUGGGUUAAAUCAUAUAACAUCUGCUUUGAUUUGGAAGAUUGCAAUGAAAUUUUUAUUCAACUUUUUAGGACUCUUUUCUCAGUGAUCAACAACAGCCACAAUAAGAAGGUACAAAUGCACAUGCUAGACUUGAUGAGUUCUAUCAUCAUGGAAGGUGAUGGAGUUACUCAAGAAUUAUUGGACUCCAUUCUUAUUAACCUCAUUCCUGCACAUAAGUUUUUCAAUCAAGUACUGGUGCUGGGAAGAUCGUCAGUAAGUGAUUUGUCAGAACAUGUAUUUGAUCUGAUUCAGGAACUUUUUGCUAUAGAUCCUCAUUUAUUACUAUCUGUCAUGCCGCAGCUUGAAUUCAAACUGAAGAGCAAUGAUGGAGAAGAGCGAUUAGCUGUGGUUCGACUUCUAGCUAAAUUGUUUGGCUCUAAGGAUUCUGAUUUGGCAACACAGAAUCGUCCUCUUUGGCAGUGUUUUCUUGGACGAUUUAAUGACAUUCACGUUCCUGUGAGAUUAGAGAGUGUGAAAUUUGCCAGUCAUUGUUUAAUGAAUCACCCAGAUUUAGCAAAGGAUCUCACAGAAUAUUUGAAAGUUAGAUCUCAUGAUCCAGAAGAAGCUAUUCGUCAUGAUGUCAUUGUUACCAUAAUAACAGCUGCCAAAAGAGACCUUGCAUUAGUAAAUGAUCAGCUGCUUGGCUUUGUAAGGGAAAGAACACUGGAUAAACGGUGGCGGGUAAGAAAAGAAGCUAUGAUGGGUCUGGCUCAGCUUUAUAAGAAAUACUGUCUUCAUGGUGAAGCAGGAAAGGAAGCUGCAGAGAAAGUCAGCUGGAUAAAGGACAAACUUUUGCAUAUUUAUUAUCAGAACAGCAUUGAUGACAAACUGUUGGUAGAGAAAAUCUUUGCUCAGUAUCUUGUCCCCCACAACCUGGAAACAGAAGAAAGAAUGAAAUGCCUGUAUUAUUUAUAUGCUAGUUUGGAUCCAAAUGCUGUGAAGGAUUGUUGCUGCUUCUAUUUGAAUUUAGAACCUCAGUCAGAGGCUAACUGCUCUGCCAUGUUUGGAAAACUGAUGACCAUAGCAAAGAAUUUGCCUGACCCUGGGAAAGCACAAGAUUUUGUGAAGAAAUUUAACCAGGUUCUGGGUGAUGAUGAGAAACUACGGUCUCAGUUGGAGUUAUUAAUCAGCCCAACAUGUUCCUGCAAACAGGCAGACGUUUGUGUGAGAGAAAUAGCCCGGAAACUUGCAAAUCCUAAGCAGCCAACAAAUCCUUUUCUAGAGAUGGUCAAAUUUCUGUUGGAAAGAAUUGCACCUGUGCACAUUGAUUCAGAAGCCAUAAGUGCACUAGUAAAAUUGAUGAAUAAAUCAAUAGAGGGGACAGCAGAUGAUGAAGAGGAGGGUGUAAGUCCAGACACAGCUAUUCGUUCAGGGCUUGAACUUCUUAAGGUUCUGUCUUUCACACACCCUACCUCGUUCCACUCUGCAGAGACGUAUGAGUCCUUGUUACAGUGCCUAAGAAUGGAAGAUGACAAAGUGGCAGAAGCUGCUAUACAAAUUUUUAGAAAUACCGGCCACAAAAUAGAAACAGACCUUCCCCAGAUACGAUCGACCUUAAUUCCCAUUUUACAUCAAAAAGCAAAGAGGGGUACUCCACACCAAGCAAAACAGGCUGUGCACUGUAUACACGCCAUAUUCUCAAAUAAAGAAGUCCAGCUUGCACAGAUUUUUGAGCCACUCAGUAGGAGUCUGAAUGCUGAUGUACCAGAACAACUUAUAACUCCAUUAGUUUCAUUGGGCCACAUUUCUAUGUUAGCACCAGAUCAGUUUGCCUCCCCAAUGAAAUCUGUAGUAGCAAAUUUUAUUGUGAAAGAUCUGCUAAUGAAUGACAGGUCUACAGGUGAAAAGAAUGGAAAAUUAUGGUCUCCAGAUGAAGAGGUUUCCCCUGAAGUACUGGCAAAGGUACAGGCAAUUAAACUUCUGGUAAGGUGGCUGUUGGGUAUGAAAAACAACCAGUCUAAAUCUGCCAAUUCAACUCUUCGGUUAUUAUCAGCGAUGUUGGUUAGUGAGGGUGACCUGACAGAGCAAAAGAGGAUCAGUAAAUCUGAUAUGUCUCGCUUGCGAUUAGCUGCUGGUAGUGCCAUAAUGAAGCUUGCUCAGGAACCUUGUUACCAUGAAAUUAUUACCCCAGAACAGUUUCAGCUCUGUGCACUUGUCAUUAAUGAUGAAUGCUACCAAGUAAGGCAGAUAUUUGCUCAGAAGCUGCAUAAGGCACUUGUGAAGUUACUACUCCCAUUGGAGUAUAUGGCGAUCUUUGCCUUGUGUGCCAAAGAUCCUGUGAAAGAGAGAAGAGCACAUGCACGACAGUGUUUGCUAAAAAAUAUCAGUAUACGCAGAGAGUACAUUAAACAGAAUCCGAUGGCUACUGAGAAAUUAUUAUCACUGUUGCCUGAAUAUGUAGUUCCAUACAUGAUUCACCUGCUAGCGCAUGAUCCAGAUUUUACAAGAUCACAAGAUGUUGAUCAGCUUCGUGAUAUCAAAGAGUGCCUGUGGUUCAUGCUUGAAGUUUUAAUGACAAAGAAUGAAAACAACAGCCAUGCCUUUAUGAAGAAGAUGGCAGAGAACAUCAAAUUAACCAGGGAUGCCCAGUCUCCAGAUGAAUCCAAGACAAACGAAAAACUUUAUACAGUAUGUGAUGUGGCCCUGUGUGUUAUAAACAGUAAAAGUGCUUUGUGCAAUGCAGAUUCACCAAAGGACCCAGUCCUCCCGUUGAAGUUUUUUACACAACCUGAAAAGGACUUUUGUAAUGACAAAAGUUAUAUUUCGGAAGAGACAAGAGUACUUCUGUUAACAGGAAAGCCAAAGCCUGCUGGAGUACUAGGUGCAGUCAACAAGCCUUUAUCAGCAACAGGAAGGAAGCCCUACGUUAGAAGCACUGGCACUGAGACUGGAAGCAACGUUAAUGUAAACUCAGAGCUGAACCCUGCAACCGGAAAUCGAUCAAGGGAACAGAGUUCAGAGGCAGCAGAAACUGGAGGUAGUGAAAAUGAAGAGAACCCUGUGAGAAUUAUUUCUGUCACACCUGUAAAGAAUAUUGACCCCGUAAAGAAUAAGGAAAUUAAUUCUGAUCAGGGUACCCAGGGCAACAUCAGCAGUGACCGAGGAAAGAAAAGAACAGUAACAGCAGCUGGUGCAGAGAAUAUCCAACAAAAAGCAGAUGAGAAAGUAGAUGAAUCAGGACCGCCUGCCCCUUCCAAACCCAGGAGAGGACGUCGACCCAAGUCUGAAUCUCAGGGCAAUGCAACCAAAAAUGAUGAUAUAAAUAAACCUAUUAACAAGGGAAGGAAAAGACCUGCAACCAGUCAGGAGAGCCCUGGGGGUUUGGAAGCAGGUAAUGCCAAAGCACCCAAACUGCAAGACGUAGCCAAAAAGGCAGCACCAGCAGAGAGACAAAUUGACUUACAAAGGUAA
Messenger RNA from Propithecus coquereli (Coquerel's sifaka), 4108 nucleotides. RefSeq names its product PDS5 cohesin associated factor A (gene PDS5A). Gene Ontology annotation, cellular component: chromatin; nucleus. Gene Ontology annotation, biological process: mitotic sister chromatid cohesion; DNA repair. The transcript is spliced from 31 exons. NCBI's taxonomy places the organism in Eukaryota, Metazoa, Chordata, Mammalia, Primates, Indriidae. The record is from RefSeq and is a predicted model, not a curated record. Bases 221 to 4108 code for a protein of 1295 amino acids.